Molecule: messenger RNA, 924 nt
Organism: Penicillium chermesinum
Lineage: Eukaryota; Fungi; Ascomycota; Eurotiomycetes; Eurotiales; Aspergillaceae
Exons: 2
Coding region: 1-924 (307 amino acids)
Biological process (GO): retrograde vesicle-mediated transport, Golgi to endoplasmic reticulum
Cellular component (GO): SNARE complex; endoplasmic reticulum
Molecular function (GO): SNAP receptor activity
Source: RefSeq, a predicted model, not a curated record
AUGGCUGUAACCGCUUUUCCUGCUGCUGGAGAAGCUCCAGAUCUCACACUGCUCAAUGUAGCCCGGCUUUUCACUCGUCUCGAGCACAAUCUCCUGUCUCCGGGUGCUGAACUCCCCACGCUGCGGCGCUCCGAGUUCCAACGCAUGCGGGUGACCAAGAAUGUUGAAUACGCCCGCACUCUCCUCUCGCAAUUAGAGCGCAGCCUCCCCCAACUCAAACAACCUGACCGCCGCGCCGAAGCCCAAACAGAGAUCGCGAGAGACCGCCAGCUUCUCAAACGGAUGGAAACCGUUCUCAGCGAGGAAGAGACUCGGGCGCCCCAGGACGAUACAGACACCGAGGAUAGCGAAUGGGCCGACGUGCUAUCCCAACCCAUUGCCCCCGAAAAGCCAGCCAGCCAGCCAGACAAAAGCAGCCCUCAUACCCCAAGUACAAACACAAGUACAACUAUCAGAACUCUACCCAACUCUACAUCUCCACCCUCGCCUCCAGACUCAACCCGCGCACCAGAAUCCUCCACUCUCCGCAAUCGCCGAACCCCGUCUUCACAUCCUUCAGCUCAGGAUUCCGCAAAAGCCACCGGCAACUCCCGCCUCGGCGCCUCAGAAGACGCCCUCAGUGCCCAGCGCCUCGAACAAGAAGACCUCACCACCUCCCUCCUGUCCCUGGCAAGCCAACUCAAAGCCUCCUCGCACAGCUUCCAAGCCACGCUCGACAACGAAAAGUCCGCGCUCGACCGUGCCGUCACAGGCAUGGACAAGACCUCGUCGACGAUGGAAGCAGCGGGGCAACGUAUGGGCAUGCUGCGGCGGAUGACGGAAGGCAAGGGCUGGUGGGGGCGGAUGAUGCUGUAUGCGUGGAUCUUCGGGCUGUGGCUCGUAGCAGUGCUGAUUGUGUUUUUGGGGCCUAAGUUGCGCUUUUAA